Messenger RNA from Pestalotiopsis fici W106-1, 1023 nucleotides. RefSeq lists its product as uncharacterized. Bases 1 to 1023 code for a protein of 340 amino acids. The record is from RefSeq and is a predicted model, not a curated record. Lineage: Eukaryota; Fungi; Ascomycota; Sordariomycetes; Amphisphaeriales; Sporocadaceae. The transcript has 3 exons.
AUGCCUAACGAGCGACACCUCGGCAUUGGCCUCUUGGGCCAUAGCCAACCAGGAAGCUGCAUUCACAGCCCAAUAGUCAUCUCUGAUGACCCAAUCAUCAUCUCUGAUGAUGAUGAUGAUGGUGAUGAUGAAGCCCACGAGGCCCAAGAUCAGCUCGUGAAUCCUGAAGCCAAUGUCGCCAAAGAUGCUUCUCCUAAUGAACCAGAGACAGAGCAGGCCAACGCAACCCCCAAGAAGACUCAGGAGAAGAAGUCCAACACUGUCGACGACGCUGGUGAGGAACCUUCGAAAGGUCAAGCCUCCAAGCGUCCCGCAACCGACGAGGUAAAGGGACAGGCUCAGGGUAUUGCACAAGAGCAUCGGAACAAGAAGGCCAAGGUCUAUCAUAAAGCAGAGACUCAAUCUGGCCGACCUAAAGACGAGGGCUGUGGCCAGCGUGACAUUGGCAAGUAUCCCGUAUGGAGUGCCGACCUCAGCGAAGACGAACUGAAGACCUGCCUCGUCUUUUACAACCAUCUCGGCAGCCACGGCUAUCUCAGCCAGUACGCAAAGAUCCCUUUUAGGGAAUAUUUUGUCGAUAAGCGCAACAAUGUCACAUUCGUCGAGUGGGAGACGGCUGAGCAUCGCAUGCACUAUGAGAAGGCCAAGCUAUUUGGUGAUGACGAGACAGCUGAGGAGAUUCGCAACGCCAAGGACGCCAAUGCUGCACGACUUCUCGGUCGCGAAGUCGCCAAUUUCGACUGGAAGGUUUGGCGCAAGCAUCGUCUCGACAUUGGAAUUGGAUACUCCUGGAACGCUGGCAAGUACAAGAAUGAUACAUGGGGUCAAAACCUUCUCGGUCGACUCUUGAUGGAGAUUCGCGCGCGACUCGGCAUCAUGGCCCGCGAUUACAUGACCUCCCCUUCGAUGCCUCGGAUUGUCCUGGAAGACGAGGACUUUGAUGAUGACAAGGGAUGGGAGGGUGUGGUCAAGGAGGAGGAGGGAGAGGGCAUUGGCGAAGAGCCUGAGGAUGUUAUGCCGUGA